AGAGAGACUUGUCAAAUGUAACUCACAUAGUCAGACCUUUCAACAAUGGAACAACUUUUCCGGUUUUCCCUUAUAAAUACGUUACUUCCCCCUCCUCCAAUACCUCACUUCUCACUCCCUUCUCCCCACUCUUAUUACCUCCUCUCUUAUUCCCAACAAAAUGACUUGCUCAGAUUCACUACUUACAUCACCCUCCGUCACAAUCGUAUCAAAAUCAACUGUUGUUCCGGCGGAGCCUUCAUCCAUGGCGGAUUUGAAACUCUCUGUUUCCGACCUCCCUAUGCUUUCUUGCCAUUACAUCCAGAAAGGAGGUUUGUUUACUCGACCUCCUAUGAAUUCAUCGAAUUUGAUUUCAAUUUUGAAAAAUGGCCUUUCAAUUGCUCUUACUAAUUUUCCUGCUUUAGCUGGCCGAUUUGUAACCGAUUCUCUCGGUUACGUUUUCAUUACUUGUAAUGAUGCUGGUGUUGAUUUUGUUCAUGCUACUGCGAAGAAUGUUUAUGUUCGUGAUAUUCUCUCUCCUACCGAUGUCCCUGACAUCGUGAAGGAAUUUUUUACUUAUGAUCGGACUGUGAGUUAUAAAGGUCAUUUUCAGCCAUUAAUGGCAGUUCAAGUUACUGAAUUAGCUGAUGGAGUUUUCAUCAGUUGUGCGAUGAAUCAUUCUGUUACUGAUGGUACUUCUUUCUGGAAUUUUUUUAAUACUUAUGCGGAAAUUUGUAGAGGAGUUAAAAAGAUUACGAAAUCGCCUGAGUUUAGUCGAGAUUCUAUUUUGAUUUCUCCGGCAAUUUUGACUGUUCCUGAAGGAGGUCCUGUGGUUACCUUCAAUGAAAGGGAGCCAUUAAGAGAGAGAAUUUUUAGUUUUACUAGGGAAGCUAUUUUGGAUUUGAAAUCUAAGGUGAACAAUCGGAAAUUUUCGACGGUUCAUCCUUCCAUUGAAUUCAUUGGGAAACAGAGUAAUGAUCCUUAUAAUGACGGCAAAAUGACGUCGAAAAUUGAAAAUUGGAUUCGAAACGCAGUGAACGUUUCGAAACCUCAAAGCUUAAACGAAACGGAAACCAUGGCGGUUGAGAUUUCGUCAUUUCAAUCUCUAAGUGCUCUUCUAUGGAGGUGUGUAACCCGCGCUAGAAAACUUGAUCCAAGUAAAACGUCGACGUUUCGUAUGGCAGUUAAUUGCCGCCAUAGAUUGGAACCGAAAUUGGACCCACUUUAUUUCGGAAACGCUAUUCAGAGCAUCCCAACCGUUGCUGUAAUGGGAGAUCUUUUAUCAAAUGACUUACGGUGGGCCGCGGAGCAGCUGAAUAAAAAUGUUAGAGAUCAUGGAAACGACACCGUUCGGAGGUGCGUUGCGGAAUGGGAGAGUAAUCCGAGGACUUUUCCAUUGGGUAAUUUUGAUGGGGCAAUGAUUACAAUGGGUAGUUCGCCCCGUUUUCCUAUGUAUGAUAACGAUUUCGGGUGGGGAAGACCCGUUGCUGUAAGAAGUGGAAGUGCAAAUAAAUUUGACGGGAAGAUCUCCGCUUUUCCUGGUCGAGAUGGUGGCGGUAGCGUUGAUCUUGAGGUGGUUUUGGCGCCUCAGACGAUGGCAGGUCUUGAAUCCGACCCGGAAUUUAUGCAAUUUGUUUCAAGUUGUUAGGUGAUUUUAUGAUUUGAAUUGUAAAUUGAUGGGUCAUCGGGUUUAAUGGGUGAAUUGAUAAGAGAUGACGGUUUUUUAUUUUUUAUUUUUUAUUUUUAUGCAAUAUUUAUGUCUUACUUAAUUAAUUUUCUAUUGUGAUAUAAUUCUAAUUUUAAUUUUCAAUUUUCAUAAUUAAUACAAAAAAUUUAUGUCAUCAGGGUUGUUUAGUGAUUAUGUUUGGCCAAAGCUAGACGGGUUUGAGGGAAUUGUUGCUCUUCGGUCUAAACACACGCUUUUGCAUUUUUAAUGCAUUCUUUUUAAUAAUUUAUAAUGUGAUAAUAUAUGGAUAGAUUUAAUGUCAAAAAAUUAAAUAAAAUUCAGCAGCCCAAGUGGUAAAAUACAACUUGAUGUCUAUUGUGAUGUUUUGCUAUUAGUUAAACGACAUUAUUGUAUUUUAUAUCCUCAAACAACACUUAUUGGUAUCUAUUCUAUUAAUUGAACAAAAUGUUA
Amaranthus tricolor (Joseph's coat) is the source of this 2116-nucleotide messenger RNA. RefSeq lists its product as uncharacterized. NCBI's taxonomy places the organism in Eukaryota, Viridiplantae, Streptophyta, Magnoliopsida, Caryophyllales, Amaranthaceae. The transcript has a single exon. Bases 161 to 1627 code for a protein of 488 amino acids. The record is from RefSeq and is a predicted model, not a curated record.